Molecule: messenger RNA, 2115 nt
Organism: Photinus pyralis (common eastern firefly)
Lineage: Eukaryota; Metazoa; Arthropoda; Insecta; Coleoptera; Lampyridae
Product: probable RNA methyltransferase bin3
Exons: 5
Coding region: 159-1925 (588 amino acids)
Biological process (GO): snRNA modification
Molecular function (GO): snRNA binding; O-methyltransferase activity; RNA methyltransferase activity
Source: RefSeq, a predicted model, not a curated record
AAUAAAAUGGCGGCUAUUGAGAUUCCUCAACAAUCUGCAGUUGUACUCACGUAAACGUUGAUGUAGCAGUUCUACGCUGUGCAAAUAUAAAAUUUUAGUGCGUUAGGAGGGGUCCAGACCGACCGAAUUCGGCCCGAAAUCACGGAUAAAGGGCGAAAAUGUCUCAAACGGAAACAAUUCCAGUAGCAGACGCUACCACAAAGCAUACAACAAAAUCGCAACGACGAGAAUCUGAUUGCGGUAUCAAUGCCAGGAAAAAGUUGCGUAACCUAAAAAAUGGUAGGAAGCGAGCCAAAAGUUUUUGCUCCGGAGGCCCCUGUAAAAUCAACUACAUGAGACCUAUACUGCCAACUCGAUUUUUAUUAGGAGGCAACAUACGCGAUCCCCUCAAUUUAAAUAGCUUACAAGACGAGGAGAUAAAUCGAGCUGUUAACGCGGUCACGCCGAAAUCGUCGCCGAUACCGACACCGCCUAGAAAAAAAGCGCAAGUUGAGGUUAUAAUUCCGCCAAAUAUCAACGAUCCUCUUAAUUUGGUUUGUACGGAUAACGAAGAGUACGAGCAGCAGUUGUGCUCCCCCCUAAAGAAAUGUCGGAAGAAACGCGUAAGGAAGAAGAGGACCUCUUCAGGUACAUCGGAAGUGGCAGAUGCGGAUCAUAGCGGUUGCAUCGAAGCAAAAACACCCGAGACCAACACAGAUUCGGCAAAAAUUCCCGAAGACACUACCGUAACCGAUGGCGCCAAACCAAAGGAUCUCACACUGGAAUUAAAAAAGGAUAGAAAACGUAAAUCCGACGAACAUCACAAGGACGUCUUUAAGAAGUUCAAAUACCAUUCCGGCAUGGAUAAAAUUGUCAGCCCCGUCGUACCACAACCAGGGGGUUGGUUGAAACGUAGCAAUAGCAGGCGGGACCUUCACCACCGAGACAUCAGGCGAAUUCCCAACAAAAACGAGAAGAUGCCCGAAUUCAAAGAGAAACACAAGCAAUUUCAAUACGGAAAUUACAAUAGGUAUUACGGCUAUCGAAACCAGCACAGCGAGGUAGACCUCCGCCUGUUGUGCUUCAGCAAUCACAAAGAAAUGUUCGCGGACAAGGACAUUUUGGAUAUCGGCUGCAACAUCGGGCACAUUACUUUGUCGAUCGCGCGCGAUUACGGCGCGAAAAGUAUCGUCGGCGUGGAUAUCGAUAAAAAACUAAUCGAAAUCGCGCAUAAGAAUAUUAAACAUUACGUUAAGAGGUGCGAUACGCCGCCUCGUAAUGACGACGAGAACGAUAGAACUAAAAAUAGUGAGUUUUUUCCCAUUUCGAUGCCUAUUUUAUAUGGGCCCCUUGAAAUUCCAGGAUUUACUAAGGAAAGCGAUAGUCGACGCUUUCCCAAAAAUGUCACCUUUAAACACGGAAAUUACGUAUUGGACGACGACUCCCUAUUGAGCGUGGAACAGCCGCAGUUCGACAUCAUACUGUGUCUUAGCAUCACGAAGUGGAUACAUCUAAAUUGGGGCGACGCCGGUAUUAAGCAGGCCUUCCGGAGAAUGUACGCUCAAUUGCGACCGGGCGGCAAGCUAAUAUUGGAACCACAAAAUUGGGCCAGCUACAAGGGAAAGAAGAAGUUAACCGAGAAAAUUUAUAAAAAUUACAACAGCAUCCAGUUUUUUCCGGAGAACUUCACGCAGUACCUCCUUUCGAACGAUGUCGGCUUCGCGAAGAGCGAAAUUUUGGGCUUUCCGCAGCACCACGCGAGAGGCUUCCAGCGACCCGUACAGGUUUACACGAAGAGUCACGUGUUUUCUAGUGAACGUUCCGAAAACUCGAACUAUUCAGUGAACAGAGAUACUCCCGUUUAUUUAAGGCCGUACGCGGAACCGUUUGAUAGAAAAGAAAGUGUGAUAAUUAGUGAUGAAAUAAGUGAAACUACUUCCAAUUAAUUAUACUCUUUCGUUAACUUUUGUAUUUUUUUUAACGCCAUUGGGCUUGCACAUAGUUUUAUUUCCUUGCUUGUAGUAUAUGUAUAAAUAAAUUAUUUUAUUUCAUUUAUGUGAAAUGCUCUGUUUUAUAAACUGUUUGAUUAGAACAUAGCCUAAGUUUUGAUUUACAUUAAAUUCGUUAUUAUUAUUA